AUGUGUUUGUGUUGGUCAGAUUUUGAAGCGAGCUUCAUCAGGCUCCUUGACAAGGUGACCAACGGCACCAGGAUCGAGAUCAACCAGACGGGAACGGUGUUGUUCUAUCAGCCGGGUUUGCUGUACGGUGGCUCAGUGGAGCACGAGUGUAACAUCCAGCGCUCUGUGGGUUAUUAUCUGGAGGCUCUGCUCAUGCUGGCUCCAUUCAUGAAGACACCGCUCAGAGCCGUGCUGAAGGGCGUCACCAACGACCCCACAGACCCAUCGGUGAGUUUCUAA
Molecule: messenger RNA, 279 nt
Organism: Sinocyclocheilus rhinocerous
Lineage: Eukaryota; Metazoa; Chordata; Actinopteri; Cypriniformes; Cyprinidae
Product: RNA 3'-terminal phosphate cyclase-like protein
Exons: 2
Coding region: 1-279 (92 amino acids)
Biological process (GO): endonucleolytic cleavage of tricistronic rRNA transcript (SSU-rRNA, 5.8S rRNA, LSU-rRNA)
Cellular component (GO): nucleolus
Molecular function (GO): RNA endonuclease activity
Source: RefSeq, a predicted model, not a curated record